Messenger RNA from Camelus dromedarius (Arabian camel), 6372 nucleotides. RefSeq names its product aph-1 homolog B, gamma-secretase subunit (gene APH1B). Gene Ontology annotation, cellular component: endoplasmic reticulum; gamma-secretase complex; membrane. The transcript has 7 exons. Bases 69 to 842 code for a protein of 257 amino acids. Gene Ontology annotation, biological process: Notch receptor processing; protein processing; Notch signaling pathway. Gene Ontology annotation, molecular function: protein-macromolecule adaptor activity. Lineage: Eukaryota; Metazoa; Chordata; Mammalia; Artiodactyla; Camelidae. The record is from RefSeq and is a predicted model, not a curated record.
CUCAAGUCUGUCAGGGCUCGGCGCCCGGCCGUCCCCGCCAGGCCCCUGGGCCGGCUUCCGCGGUCGCCAUGACGGCGGCCGUGUUCUUCGGCUGCGCGUUCAUUGCCUUCGGGCCUGCGCUCGCCCUCUACAUCUUCACCAUCGCCACCGAGCCGUUGCGCGUCAUCUUCCUCAUCAUUGGAGCUUUCUUCUGGUUGGUGUCUCUGCUGCUUUCUUCCUUUGUUUGGUUCAUGGCAUCAACCAUUGCUGACAACAAAGAUGGACCGGUACAGAAAUAUCUGUUGAUCUUUGGAGUGUUAGCCUCGGUCCUUAUCCAAGAAAUGUUCCGGUUUGCAUAUUAUAAACUUUUAAAAAAAGCCAGUGAGGGCUUGAAGAGUAUAAACCCAGAUGAGACAGCACCAUCUAUGCGAUUGCUGGCUUAUGUUUCUGGCUUGGGGUUUGGAAUCAUGAGUGGAGUCUUUUCCUUUGUAAAUACCCUGUCUGACUCCUUGGGACCCGGCACAGUGGGCAUUCAUGGAGACCCUCCCCAGUUCUUCCUAAAUUCAGCUUUCAUGACGCUGGUGAUCAUACUGCUGCACGUGUUCUGGGGCAUUGUGUUUUUUGAUGGCUGUGAGAAGAAAAAGUGGUACUCCCUUCUCGUGGUUUUUCUGACCCACCUGCUGGUGUCAGCCCUGACCUUCAUAAGUCCACAUCAUGGCUUAAACCUGGUGUCAGCGUACAUCAUCAUGGUGCUCACGGGCACUUGGGCAUUCUUUGUUUCUGGAGGCAGCUGCCGAAGCCUGAAGCUCUGCUUGCUUUGCCAGGACAAGGACUUCCUCCUUUUCAACCAGCGCUCCAGAUAACCUCCGAGGACCAGCCCUUCACAAACAUUGGAGCAGGAAUUUCUCGGUGACCAGCCUCAACACAUGGAAACCUCCAAUGGAAAGAACUGCAAAUUUUAUCUUCAUCUCAUUGAAAACGCUGAAUAGAAGGAACCACUCAACUGGCGUAUGGUCUCAGCCUCGGCAAAAGAAUUGGGGACUUGACACAUUCUAAGGUGACGACGGUAGAUUAUGAGCCCUGAGCAGGUGCUGGCUUUAAGGUCCAGUAAUUUGUAGGUGGCACUUGUAGCUUGUGUGGGUCACUGUAAAUUCUGCUUCUACCUAAUAGUAAAACUGUACAUACUUUCAGUGCUUGAGCAAAAUCAGAGGUGGGGUCUACAGUGUUUAAUCAGGGCUUAUCAUGCGCAGAACAUUGUGUUAGAUAUUGAAUGAAUGGAAAAGAACCAGAUGGUAGAGAUCUUUGUUCCCAGGGAAUAUAUAAUCUAACUGCUGAGAUUAAAACAUACAAAUAUUACUUUAAGGCAACUACAAAAUACACUACAAAUUAUGAUAUAAUAUAAAUAGUGCGAAUACGUAAGGUGAUACUUACAAAGUUUUAGGAGUGGAUGAAGGGCACCAGGGUAACGGAUGUACAUCAAAAGGCGGGGACUGAGGACGGCUCGCUGGGGCACUCCAGUUGACAGGUUGGAAAGGGCAGGGAGAGUCGUCACUGAGGAAAGGAGGAAAACCAGGAGGAUGAGAGCCAAGAGGAAGCAUGUCAAAUGCUGCUGAGCAGUGAGGAAGGUGGGGAGUAAGAAUUGGUCGUUACAUGUGGGGAGGUGGAAUUUUCUGGUGACCUUGAGAAGAGCAGUUUCACUGUAUGGGUAAACACCUAAAUGGAGUAGAUUGUAGAGACCGGGAGAUAAGGAAGUAGGCGCAGCAUAUGGCGUAUAGAUAGCCAUGUAAUUUUAGUUGGGGAACGGGAUGAUAGCCUGAGGAGGAUGUAGGGGCAAGAGAGGGCAUUUCCUCCCUUCCCCUCCUCUCCCCUUUUGUAUUGCUUUUUCCCCUAUAAUGUAUAAUAUAUUAUAAUAUAUCAUAUGAUACUGUAACAGCAUGUUUAUAUGAAGAGGGGAUGAUUCAGUGGAAAGGGAGAAGCUGAUGCUGCAGGAGAGGGGAUAGUUGCCAAAGCAAAGGCCCUGAGAGGGAAUAGAGUGGAAAGUUUUUAGUUUUAAAUGCUUAUAGAUAAAGCUAAAAUGUUUAAAAACAAGCGCUUAAGCUUCUACCUAAGAAACUACAAAAAGAGGAGCAAACUAAAGCUAAAAUAAGCAGAAGAAAGGAAGUAAUGAAGAAAACAGCAGAAAUCAAAUAGAAGGCAGAAAUGGAGAAAUCAAUAAAACAAAAAUCUGGUUCUUAGAGAAAAUCAAUGGAAUUGAUAAAGCUCUGGCCAGAUUGAUAAGGAAAAAAAAGGAAGAGGGCACAAAUUAUGAAUAUCAGGAAUAAGAGGAGACAUGACUACAGACUCUACAUUAAUAAAUAAAAAGGGAAUGUUAUGGACAACUUAAUGCCAGUAAAUUACAAACUUGGACAAAAUAGAUUCCUUUAAAAAAAAAAAAGGCCUCACUCAAGAAGAAAUCGAAAAUCUGAAUAUCCCUGUAGUUCUUCAGACUGUGUUCUUUCUUGCCUCUUAAACAUGCCUUGCAAUGAUUUAUUGAAAGCUGGGCAUCAUGUAGUAGGUAAUGGGAAGUGAAGUAAAUAGGCCUUUGGUGGAAGUUUUGUGUUAGUCUGGGCCAGAACUGGGCUAUAUUUAAUGUUUGCUGCAGCUCUCAGUACCAGAGCUUUCAGAGUCCCUUAGUGCCCUUGUUUUUGUCUCUCCUCUUGACUUUGGGCUUCCCCACAUGCUUCUCCUCGAAGUGAGUCUACGUCUUGCAGCUCUUUAAGCUGAAGUCACUGUUCUUACGUUGGAGCCCUGUUGGUGUGGCAGUAGAGGGGAUGUAACCUGUAAUCUUAAUAGUAAAUUUCAGUUUUUUGGUGGAACUACGUCCCUCACCAAGUCUCUCUUAGCUCUUUUCCUCCCCUUAGGGGAGACAGGCAGGCUAAAGGGGGAUGGAGUGGGAGAGAUGCCCUUCUCCCAGGGGAAGUAAGGCUGUUCCAAGGGCCUUGCUGUCUUUUUUGCUGGAGACAAAAGGCCUUUAUUAUGGAGAACACUCCGUGCAUAUUUGUCAAUGAUUAGCCUAACCCUUUCCCUGCCAGGGCUAUGGAAGGCUCUCCACUCUAAGAAUCUGGUGGAGUCCUGGAGAUAAAAUCCCCAAAAUUGUGGGGCUCCUAAGACUGUCUGCUAGUCUUAGGAAUUUCUCACUUUUAUGCUAUUCCAUCCUCAGACUCUAACAAUUUGUCAAAAUCAGCAUUUAAGUGUCCCUGCCAGCUUAUGGCUCCAACAGCUUCUGCUCUAGCUAAGCACACCCAGCUGUUACUCUCUGGAUUCACCAGUCUCUCCAGAUUUCAGGAUGACGGCUUGUCCUGAGACCUCAGUUCUCUGAUGGGGUCAAGAAAAGCGAUUUUCAGUUUGUUUAAUGUUUUCUUAUUGUAAGUGUGGGAGUGCCAGCUUUCAAGCUCUUUACAUGUUGGAGCUAACCAGAAGUCCCCUAUAUCUAUUAAGGACAUUGAAUUUGUAGUUUACAUAAAGAAAUUCCUAGAAGGCUUCAAUGAAGAAUUUUACCAAACAUUAAAAAGAGAGAGAGAGCUGUUAUAAGACUGUAGUAAUCAAAACAGUGUAGUGUUGGCAUGAAAACAGACACAUAAAACCAUCAAAUGUCUAGAAGAAAACGUAGGCAGGACUCUUUGACAUCGGUCUUAGUAAUAUUGUUUUUGGUAUGUCUCAGGGGAAACAAAAGCAAAAAUAAAUGGAGCUGUGUCAAACUAAAAAGCUUUUGCACAGUGAUGGAAACUGUCAACAACACAAAAAGGCCACCUGUUGAAUGGUGGAAGAUAUUUGCAAGCAAUAUAUCUGAUAAGAGGUUAACACCCAAAAUAUACAAAGAAUGCAUAAAUCUCAACAUCAAAGAAAAAAACAUCCCAAAUAAAAACUGGGCCGAGGAUCUGAAUAGACAUUUUUCCAAGGAAGACAGGCAGAUGGCCAACAGGCACAUGAAAAAGAUGCUGAGUAUCACUAAUCAUCAGGGAAGUGCAAAUCAAAACCACGAGAUACCACCUCACACCUGCCAGAAUGGCUGCCGUCAAAAGGAUCGCAAAUAACAAGUGUUGGCAGGGUUGCGGAGAAAAGAAAUCCUUAUACACUGUUGGUGGGAAUGUAAAUUGGUGCAGCCACUGUGGAAAAUAGUACGGAGAUACCUCAAAAAGUUAAAAAUAGAAAUGUGAAAUAAGUCCUGGGUAUUAUCCAAAGAGAACAAAAACACUGAUUAGAAAAGAUACGUGCACCCCUAUGUUCAUUGCAGCAUUACUUACAAUAGCCAAGAUGUGGAAGCAACCCAAGUGCCUAUCAACAGAUGACUGGAUAAAGAAGGUAUGCUGUAUAUAUGCCAUGGAGUAUUACUCAGCCAUAAAAAAGAAUGAAAUCUUGCCAUUUGUAACAACAUGGAUGGACCUAGAGGUUAUUAUACUAUGUGAAAUAAGUCAGUAGAGAAAGUCAAAUACUGUGUGAUUUCGCUUAUAUAUGUGGAAUCUGAAAAACAGAUGAGCAAACAUAACGAAACAAAAUGGAGUUAUAGAUGCUGAGAACAAACAGGUGGUAACCAGAGGAGAGGAGGGUGGGGAAAAGAAAGAAAUAGGUGAGGGGGAUUAAGAGGUACAAACUUCCAGUUGCAAAAUAAGUGCCAUGGGUAUGAAAUGCACAGUUUGGGGAAUAUAGUCAGUAACUAUGUAAUAUCUUUGGAUGGGGACACAUUGUAACUAGCUUUAUCAUGGUGAUCAUUUUGAAAUGUAUAGGAAUACUAAAUCACUAUGUGUUGUAGGUCAGUUACACUUCAAAAACAAACAUACAUACAAACUCAGAAAAAGAUCAGAUUUAUGGUUACCAUUGGUAGGGAGUGGGAGAAGGGGGAAUUAGGUGAAAGCCAUCAAAAGGUACAACGAACUUCCAGUUAUAAGAUGAAUGAGUACUAGGGAUGAAUAUAAUUAAUGAAUGAAUAUAAUUAACAUGAAUAUAAUUAACACUGCUCUGUGUUCUAUAUGAAAGUUGGUAAGAGAGUAAAUCCUAAAUUCUCAUCUCACACACACACAAACUUUUUUUCUAUUUGAUUAUGUAUCUAUAUGAGAUGAUGCUUGUUCACUAAACUUACUGUGAUAAUCAUUUCAUGAUGCAUGUAAGUCAAAUCAUACUCUGCACCUUAAAUUUAUAUAAUGCCAUAUGUCAGUUAUAUCUCAACGCAAUGAAAAAAAUUGUUGAGAAUAUGGUGGAAACAGCAUUUUGUGAGAAAACAAAUCAGUACAAUUCUUCUGGGUGGUAAUUUAACAAAAUCUAUUAUAUCUAUAAAAUUUUGAGAUGGGCUUUUUUUUUUUUUUUUUGUGAGAUGGGCAUUUUUCAAACCAGCAGUUCCUUUUCCAGGAAGUAAUCCUAUAGAAGUACAUCCAGCUACCUGAGGAUCUUGUAAUUGUCUUGUAACCAUAAGGAAUUUGCAAUGAAUGUCUGUCAGAGCUUUACCUCAAAUUACAGAGUACUUGACAGCCAUUAGAAAGAAAGAGGAUAUUUAGAAUAUACUGGAAAACAAAAGCGAGGUAUAGACCAUUCUUCCAUUUAAUGAUUUUUCUUUUGCCAGAUGUUGUGCUAGGUACCAAGGAUGCAAUAGUGAAAGUAGGUGGGAUCCAUUUUAUUAAAAAUUUUAAAAUGAAUGUUAAAAUAUGCACAAGCAUAUAUAAAGUCUGGAAAGAUUAAAUUAAAUUAUUAGCUCUGACUAUUUUGGGAGUUAGGAUUCUGGGGGGCUUUGACUUUUUCCAUAGUUAAAUAUUUGUAUGUUUUUAAGUGAGCAUAUGUUAUUUAUGUAAUCAGACAAAACCAUAAUCUAAGCACUUCCAUGAUUUCUUUUUGUUUUGAUUAGAAGGUGUGUAUCAUGCAAGGUCUUUCACACUCUGAUCCCAGCCAUUUUCCUGCCCCCUACCUGUCCCUGUCCUCCCCUCCCACACAUUCUCAAACAUAUCCCUGAGGGAGGCCUCUCUCUACUUACCUAGCUGCAACCAGAAAACAUCUUAGUCCCCCUUCAAGGUCCUGCUCAAGUGUCACCCUUUGUGAAGUCUUUCCUGACUAGACUCAAAAAAGCAAGUGGCUUUCUCCACCGUGAUUCCUUAACACUUACUUUUUUUAAAUCAAGGAAUAAUUUACAUACAGUAAGAUGCACAAGUCUGAAGCGUACAGUUGGAUGAGUUUUGACAAAAGUGUAUGCCUGUAACACCACCACCCCAGUCAAACUCUAGAACGUUUCCUGUCCCCACGUGGUUCCCUCAUGUUCCUUUCUAGCCACCCUGUCCCCUUCCACAGAGGCAACCACUGGCUCCAACGCCAUCACUGUAGGUUGGUUUCACUUGUCUUAAACUUCAUAUAAAUGGCAUAACACAGAAUGUA